Messenger RNA from Plasmodium yoelii, 924 nucleotides. RefSeq lists its product as uncharacterized. The transcript has 3 exons. The record is from RefSeq and is a predicted model, not a curated record. Bases 1 to 924 code for a protein of 307 amino acids. Lineage: Eukaryota; Apicomplexa; Aconoidasida; Haemosporida; Plasmodiidae.
AUGGAUAAAAUCCUGUGUGAACAGUUUGAUACAUUGAGAAACUAUUUACCCGAUGAUUCAAGCAAUUCUACAACUAGUGAUAUUAAUAAAAAUAAGGAUAUUAAGUAUUACUGCCCUAAUGGAGAAUCGGGGGAUACAGAGUGUAAGACUGAUCUUGAUAAUAUAAAUGCUGGUUGUUUAUGGUUGCUUGAGCAAUUGUUUGUGAAAAAUAAAAAAAGUAAUAUCAAUACUGUUCAAUACAUUAUCAUAUGGUUAAGUUAUAAACUAAAUCAAAAGAAGUAUGACGGAAUCAAGGAUCUAAAUGAGUUUUAUACUAAAUAUAUAGACAAUAAUAUGCAUUAUACUGAUUGUAAACAAGGUGGUGUAAAUUGUAGUAAUUUAUUAAGUAAUAAUACAGGAUAUUCAAAUUAUAAGGAAAUCAUAAAUGGAAGAAAGGGAUUGUUGAGUACUAAUAUUGAAAAUAUGUCUAAAAUUUAUGAUGCAUUUAAACCAUUAUGUAACAUGUAUACUGAACUUGAUGGAAGCAAGACAAUAUCUGAGAAAUCUUUAGAAAAUGCUAACAAAUUUGUUGAAAAAUAUAAUGAACUUAAUGUUUCUGAUAUUGAUAAAGAUAGUCCUUAUCAUCAAGUAUUGUCUACAUUAUUAAGUGAUUAUAAUAAUUUAAAAGAUUACUGUGAUAGUAAUAGCAUUGAUUGUAGCAGUAUUUCAUUUCUUACAUCGACAGAAACAGAAGGAAAUGGUAUGAAAAGUUCUGAAGAUAUUUGUGAUGCUACAUCAAGCUUCUCGAUAGUAAAAAAAUUAAUUCUAGCUUUAUUAAUAUUCAGUACAAUAUCAAUCUUUUUGGGAAUUUUUUUUAAGUGUUCGUUAUUUGUAUUACGGAAAAGAGCUCAAAAACAAUAUUUAAGAGAAAAGCUAAAAAAAUAA